Molecule: messenger RNA, 1565 nt
Organism: Cuscuta campestris
Lineage: Eukaryota; Viridiplantae; Streptophyta; Magnoliopsida; Solanales; Convolvulaceae
Source: the annotation of a GenBank genome assembly
CCAACCUACCUCCUUCCCUCUCCCCUAUAGCAAACCUCAAACCUAAUUAACAUUGCAUAUAUAGAACAAAGUUGAGUGCAUCUUUUAGUUUGUGAAAGAGAGACUAUAGUACAUAUUAUACCACACUCUCUUCAUACACCAUGUCUAACCAAACCCUUUCCAACUCCAAAGAAGAAGAAGAAAAAGAAGCAGCGGCCUAUAAGUUCCUCAAGAUUGUCCCGAACCCCGACGGAUCCCUCACCCGGCUAAACCACAUCCCCGUUUCGCCCCCCAACCCUUCCGAUCCCAAUCUCCCCCUCUCCAAAGAUAUCCCCCUCAACCCCUCCGCCGCCACCUUCAUCCGCCUCUUCCGCCCCCCUCCGCCUCCUUCCUCCUCCUCCCCCUCAGGGGCCAAGCUCCCUCUCAUCAUAUACUUCCACGGAGGCGGCUUCGUGUUCUGCAGCGCCGCCUCCAUCAUCUUCCACGAAUCCUGCAACCGCAUGGCGGUUGAGUUCCCCGCCGUCGUCGCGUCCGUGGAGUACCGCCUGGCCCCGGAGAACCGCCUCCCCGCCGCGUACGAGGACGCGGCGGACGCGCUCGCGUGGGCCCGGGACCAGGCGGUUGGCCCGGAACGGGACCCGUGGGUGGAGGAGCUGGCGGACUUCUCCAGAACUUUCCUGAUGGGGAGCAGUGCAGGAGGUAACAUCGUGUACCACGCCGCAUUGCGCGCCCUUGACGACGACCUCUCGCCCCUGGAGAUCCAAGGGCUGAUAAUUAACCAGCCCUACUUCGGCGGGGUCGAGAGGACGGAAUCGGAAUUGAGACUUGUCAAUGACAAGAUUGUCCCUCUGCAUUCGAACGACCUGAUGUGGUCGCUUGCGCUGCCCGAGGGUGCGGACCGCGACCACGGGUACUCUAACCCGCUCGUUGUGGCCGGGGUGGAGGAGAAGAUCGGACGGCUGCCGAGGAGCCUGGUGAGAGGGUACGCGGGGGACCCACUGGUGGACAGGCAGAAGGAGCUUGCCAAGUUGUUGAGGGAGCACGGGGUUAGCGUGGUGGCGCAGUUCCUGGAGACGGGGCAUCACGGGGUGGAGAUAUUUGAUCCGGCGGCCGCCGACGCUCUGUAUGCCGCCAUCAAGAAUUUCAUCAACGGCGGCGUUGAUCUUCAGGUUGAAGACAGUGGAUUGAUGUCUGCAAUUUAAGGAUAUGCAUAUUGAAUGAGAAAAUAAAAUUAGAAGUGCUACUUAAGUAUGAACAUAUAAUAAAUUUUAUUUAUAAUUUAAUUAAAUAAUAAAGAAUAUAAUCCUAUCACAUUUUAUAAUCAUAUAUUCAUAUCACAGACUCUUUCGUUGAAGAUUCGCAUAGCCUUUUAAAUAAAAUUUCAACGGUGUAGAUUGCUUUGAAAAUAUAACGCUAAACGUUGUCCGUUUCAAAACGUUAUUUCCAAACAGGCCACGUUUUAUUUUUAGGGAAAAAAAUGUUUUUGAAAUACAAAUUUUUUUCCCUAAUUUCACAGAAAUUACAUUUUGUACGUGUGAUGCUAAUCACCCUAGAUCUUUGUGUGUAUGAAACAUUUUGACCAGCCU